AUGACUCACCUACCUUAUGCCGCCUUCAACCCACCAUCUUCAUUAAUUAAAAUUGUCAUUUCACAGUGUGUUACCCUAAUAUUUAUACCUAGGUUUUCCCCAUCAACAAGAAGACCAUCCAGAUGUAACCAAGGAAAGCCUCCCAGUACCGCUGGUAUAUUGUUUGAGGUGUUAUUAUGCAUUACAGCCAACGCUGCUUCUUUAUACACUAUUGGAUUCACUGGUGGGUCAGAGUCUAUUUCUACUGGUUUGAGAGUUGCUGUUACUAUUCAAGUAAUCAUCAUUUAUGCCUUAUUCAUCUUUGAAAUUUUCUUUUAG
This is a messenger RNA of Lodderomyces margitis, 318 nucleotides long. RefSeq lists its product as uncharacterized. NCBI's taxonomy places the organism in Eukaryota, Fungi, Ascomycota, Pichiomycetes, Serinales, Debaryomycetaceae. The transcript has a single exon. The record is from RefSeq and is a predicted model, not a curated record. Bases 1 to 318 code for a protein of 105 amino acids.